AAGAAGAAGCAGGAAGUAAACAAAAGUAUUGCGAAAUUUUCUUACCGGUUUAUUUUUGUAUAUUUCAACGCCUUUGCAAUGCAAAUAAAAUCCAAAAAUAGUUCAGAAACCCACCGAAUGCAGGAACAGGCUGCAAAUGAGGCGCGCAUCACGCAGAUUGAGGAGUUUAUCAACGAAGUCCUGAAGGAGGACCUCCGGCAGCUGGAAAAGUGCAUCGGUCAGUUCAACGAGGAGAUCAUGGAGUACGUCCAGCUGAAGAACACCCUGCAGACCUUCGACACCCAUUUGCCGGAGGGCUAUAAGACGCAGGUGAACAUCGGCAGCAACAUAUUCAUGCAGGCACGUGUCCGCAAGAUGGACAGCAUCCUGGUCAACGUGGGCAAGGAUAUAUACUUGGAGAUGACCAUUCCGGAGGCAGAACGCUUCAGCGACACCCGCGUCAAGAUCCUGACCAAGCAAUCCGAUGUCCUGCGCGAGGAGAGCGUCAAGAAAAGGGCCCAAAUCAAGAUGGCAUUGAUAGCAAUCAGUGAAAGAGCAAAACUCAUCCAACAGGAUGAUGGGAAAUAGCAGGAACUCCUCAAAAUUGAGGAUAUGAAACCAAACCCUUGAUGCUCUUUAAGUGCAUAAGUAGCUUUGUUGGUUAUUUAUUUUUGUGUACCUACAUAGAAUAGUAAAGUACUGAAACACUUAUAAAAACGUUGAGUUUAUGGUACCAAAAUGUUCGCAAUAUAUUUCUAUAUACAGACUUUGCAA
Drosophila elegans is the source of this 753-nucleotide messenger RNA. RefSeq names its product protein UXT homolog (gene Uxt). Lineage: Eukaryota; Metazoa; Arthropoda; Insecta; Diptera; Drosophilidae. Gene Ontology annotation, biological process: protein folding; regulation of DNA-templated transcription. Bases 79 to 567 code for a protein of 162 amino acids. The record is from RefSeq and is a predicted model, not a curated record. Gene Ontology annotation, cellular component: cytoplasm; prefoldin complex. The transcript has 2 exons.